AACAGCUGUAAAACCCGGGAUAUACUUGCGUUGUCAUCAUUAUUACUGUGAUUAUAGUAGUUAGCUCCGCAUAACAAAUCGGAGUUUAAUAACUGUUGAAGUGGUUUCCGCAGUUUAUAGUGAGUUGUUUAUUUAGAACAUAACUGAGAAUCUGUCCAUGCAGUAUGAACGUGGAAAAGGAGGAACACAAUAUGGAGAGUAAAGGAGGGUCUAAAGAGGAAUACAAUCCCUUCGAACACCGGAAAGUCGAAAAGCCUAAUUCUGAUAUAAGGUCAACAGCUAAUUUGAUCAAAGCAUCGUUGGGUUCCGGUUUGCUAGCGGGACCGCUGGCUUUUUCCAACGCAGGAUGGGGUGUGGGAAUUGUUGGGACUAUACUAGUGGGUGUAAUAUGCGGGCACUGCAUACACAUUUUGGUAAAAACGUCCCGAGGGUGUUGUAUUUCAGAGAGAAAACCUUUACUGGGAUAUGCAGAGACAUGUAAAUCCGUUUUCAAAAACGGGCCUAAGGGUGCCAGACCUUUUGCCAAUACUGCAAGCGUAUUUGCAGAAUUUUCUCUGAUGUGUACGUAUGUGGGUGUGUGCUGCAUAUACACGGUAUUGAUAGGAGAUUCGAUUAAACAGCUGUUUGACAAAUACGUGCCUUCGGUUGUUUUACCAGUGGAGUACUAUUGCUUGAUCAUCCUUAUACCACUGUGUCUGAUGUGUCAAAUAAAAUAUCUAAAAUGGUUAGCCAUUUUUUCAAUAUUGGCAAACAUUCUGCUUUUCGUGACAUAUCUCUUCUGCCUGUAUUAUAUUUUCAAUGGAGAGAUGAAUUUCGGCGAUAAAAAAGCUAUUGGCAACCCUGCGAGAUACCCAGCAUUUUUAUCGACAGUUAUUUUUGCAAUGGAGGGAAUCGGAGUAGUUAUGCCAGUGGAAAAUGCAAUGAAGAAACCAAAGCAUUUUCUAGGUUUCCCCAGCGUCCUCGUGGUUGCAAUGGGAGCGAUUGUGUUUCUCUACACCUCUUUGGGACUCUUUGGUUACUUCCGCUACGGUGAUGUUCUCAGAGGAUCGAUAACUUUAAAUCUGCCAAUGGACGAGUGGCCAGCCAUAUGCGCUAAAUUGUGCAUAGCCCUUUCUAUUUUCUUCACCUACCCGCUACAGUUCUAUGUCGUGAUCGACAUAUACACCAAGUACACCGAUCCGCAUAUAAAUCAGAAAUAUAAGGUUGUCACCCAGGUAGCUGCUCGCGUCAUCGGAGUGUGUUGUUGUGUUGGUAUCGGCAUAGCUCUUCCUCUUCUAGAGCAGAUCAUCAACAUCGUCGGAGCAGCAUUCUACUCUAUCCUCGGACUCAUCAUUCCGGCAACCAUCGAAACAGUUUUCCGAUGGCAUAACCUCGGAAAGUGCAACUGGGUUUUAUGGAAAAAUGGCUUCAUAGUUUUAUUCGGACUGUUCUGUUUAAUUUCUGGUUGUACGGUUACAAUUUUAGAUAUCAUAAAAAUCCAACAAAGCAAAACCAUGUAGAUCCCUUAGCUUUUGAAUUAUACAUAUAAGCAAAUAAGUGCCGUUCACAUGGAAUAACGAUAAAACUUUAUUUAGCUUAAAACACGAAAUGAGUGUAUUAUUAAGAAGCAACAAUUAUGGCGUCUUCUUUUCCUUACGAACUUUUUUUCGACACAUAUUGUAUCCUCCUACGAACAUUUUUAAUGUGGAAUCUUCUAAGUAUAAUACGAGUAGUUAAAGCUGUCUCAGGAAUCUAGGAGCGCAAAUCCAAUUAACAGGUUUCUUCUUUGACUUGACUUAAUUACAUAGCUAUAGUUAAAAUUGAUCAAGACAAAUAUUGAAUAAUAGGGUACAUUCAUAGAGCUUCUAUGGUUAUAUAUUUAAGAGGCAAAAGUGACUUUAGAAAUCCAGAGAUGAAAACAAAGGUUCCUUAACUGAUAUGUUCAUGUACGUAUGUAAACGUGAGAUAUUUAACGAUCUUUUUAUGGACUCAAUAUGAGGAAUCCAGUGCGGUAUAGCAUAUAUUUUUUUGUUACAAUACUUUACCCUAGUUUCUUUAACAAAACCGUACGUACUUACAUGUUUGAGAACUAGUUACUAGUAAAGUAUUUAUUUAAUUAAAUAAAUUAUGAAAUGAGA
Molecule: messenger RNA, 2117 nt
Organism: Cydia pomonella (codling moth)
Lineage: Eukaryota; Metazoa; Arthropoda; Insecta; Lepidoptera; Tortricidae
Product: proton-coupled amino acid transporter-like protein pathetic
Exons: 8
Coding region: 165-1499 (444 amino acids)
Biological process (GO): amino acid transmembrane transport
Cellular component (GO): vacuolar membrane
Molecular function (GO): amino acid transmembrane transporter activity
Source: RefSeq, a predicted model, not a curated record